UAAACUUGCGAUUACAGCCUUACUCUUCCUUAUUCAGACCUGCCGUUUACUGUCAUAGUCCUCCUUACAGCACUUUAGAACGGCAAGACACAGAGAUGUCGAUUCUAUGGGAGAAGAGCGAGACAUGGAGGUGGUUAGUAAGGAAGACGAGGGAUUCCAAGUCCUUCUUCUUCGCAUUCGCCACCGUGUGCGGCGUCAUUCCGGGCGUUAUUGGAUACACCGUCAUGCAGCUUACCAACACCAGCAAUCCUGAUCUCGAAGCCAAGCUCCGCCGCGAUGCUCGCCCCGAAAGCCUCAUGAUGGGAAAAGUUAAUAAAGAAAGGCUAGCAGAGUAUCUUGGGGAGCUGCAAAGGAAGGAGAAUACAAAUGACAGAUAUGUUGCUGCUUUAAAAGGCGAGACAUUGACCAGAAACCCCUAUGUGAGAAUUCAACCAGUUCCUACGGCUACCACUGAGGACAAAGUUAACAAGGGGAAGUAGAUCAAUUUGAUGUCAUCAUUCUUGAAGUUCCAAAAGGAGAUAGUAGUUAUGCAUUAUUGUUGUUUCAAGGAAUUAUGACUUCUCUUUUUAUAGUAUUCAAAAAACAAGUUCAUAGAAAGGCUGGUUUGGUUUGGUUUUAUCAUUAGUAAUGUGGUGUGUUUACCUGUGGAAUUCUUGCUUAGCUACAGUAUCUCUGAUAUGAAUGGAUGAUGUAGUGACUCAACUUUUGAGAUAUGUGGCUUGCACUAAACUUGACCAGUAGAGCCACUCUUGAAUUGAAUUGUUUACCACUGUUCAACUGAAGUAUAGUGGUAAACAAUUUUUGUAUA
Messenger RNA from Ipomoea triloba (trilobed morning glory), 808 nucleotides. RefSeq lists its product as uncharacterized. The transcript is spliced from 3 exons. NCBI's taxonomy places the organism in Eukaryota, Viridiplantae, Streptophyta, Magnoliopsida, Solanales, Convolvulaceae. The record is from RefSeq and is a predicted model, not a curated record. Bases 96 to 479 code for a protein of 127 amino acids.